Molecule: messenger RNA, 12597 nt
Organism: Podarcis lilfordi (Lilford's wall lizard)
Lineage: Eukaryota; Metazoa; Chordata; Lepidosauria; Squamata; Lacertidae
Source: the annotation of a GenBank genome assembly
GACCAGCACACUAAUCUAUGCUACCAGCCAAGUUUGAUUAUCAUCUUCUGUUGGAAAAAAAUGGGAGUUCUGCAGACAACGGAAUGUUCUUCCAGAGGGAAAGUCAUGAUUCAAGAAGCAUGCAAGAUAAUUGGUGAGCUAUUUAUCACUAAAGUCAUGUCCUGUCAGCUUCAAACUUAGCAAGGUAAACAGAAUAGCAAACAGAAAUAAACAAAGGUACAAAAUGGAAUAAAGAUGUUAUAGCACACACUCAUCUGGGAAGACCCCUCCCUUCUCCAUAUGGUAAUAUUGACCCGAUAUUUUGCAGGUUUUCAAUUGUUGGGUUGCUCACAUGCUUCAGCUGGACCCCAUUUUUGCUUUAAAAUCUCAAGGACCGGUUUCAUGUCUCGCUGGACCAUGGACCAGGUAAUUGGGGUGGGUGGGUGGGGGGAGACAUUAGCCUUGCUGGUACAGGCUAUAAUAGAUCGGGAACGGGACAGGUUCAGCUUGGUUCUGAACAGAUAAUACCCUUCUGCUCCCUUUUCUCAUGUUACUUCUAGUGUGGGUUUGUGGCAUUAAGAUCUGAGCCAGAAGAAGGGCCGACAUUUAUCUUUGCUUCUACAGUACAAUGCACUGCGGUGAACUAUGGUAAAAUUUUGCAUUUUCCCAUUGUAUGCUGUGAAGAGCUGUCACUUGAUGCUUCGGGUCAAAAGCCGGAAGUCCCGCCGCACCUAUGGCUAUUGCAGUUGUCAGUCUUUGAACCCUUUCUGCGCAUGCGCCUUGCCAAUUGCGACCUCAACUUUUCCCUUCCGCUCCUAGAGGGCGGGGCCCUUCAGAAGCGUUUCCCACCCUCUCCAAAAUUGACAGACGUAUAGCCCAAUGGAAAUGCGACGUACUCUCCGCUCUGUCCCAAUAGGAGCCGAAGCCUGCUUUCGCGCUCGGCCUUUCGCGGCUGAACGAGCAACCAAUAGGAGCUGGAGGCGGAGCAGCAGCAGCGGCGGGGCGCUCGAGCGACUGCAGUUGAGGGAGAGUCAGGCCCGGACUCCUGGGUCCCUCCCCUCCCCUCUGAGGGGAGGACAUGUCCCACCAGGAAGCGAUGGACGUGGACUUCGCGCCGGCGGCCGAGGAGCCCGAGUCGCCAGCCGCCGCCAGCCGCCUUCAGGAACCGGCCGCGGCAGACGGGGACGCCUCGACGUCCGGGGCGCCUCGGCCGGCGGCUUCUCGCUCUUCAUGGGGCGCCUUCGUUGGGGAGCGCGAGCCGCGGAGGCCGCCGCCGCCUCGAGCCAGGAGGAACCCGCCUCGGCAGCAGCAGCAGGGACCGCGCGCGGCCUCAGCCGCCGCCUCCGCCUCCUCCUCCUCCUCCCAACGGGCCUCCCGAGCCAGGUGAGGAAGGGAGGGAGAAGGGCUCGGAUCCUGUGGGGAGCUUCUCAGAGUGACCAUGGGGCCUGAGAGAGUACGAAGAAGCCCCUGUCCUAAGGGGCUGGGGGAGGGGAGCCCCUCGGAAACGGGGCUGGGCGUGGUGGGCCCCGCGGAGGAGGGAGAAGGUGCCGUGCCAGGUAGCGGGGGAAAGUGCUGGAGGCAGCUGGGGUUUGUAAACAAGAGGCCUUUCGCGUUCCCUACCCUGGGGAAGGAAGGCUGUUAGGCUUCUCGGGCGCAGGUGGCUGUCAGAACGGAGGAGGAGGAGGAGGAGGCGGGUCCUCGGGAGCCAGGGAGUGGAUUCUGGGGUGGGUGAAGGGAAGGGCGGGGGGCCUUUCGCAGGGGUUGUGGAUUUUGUGAAUCUUGCGGGGUGGGGUGGUAGAGGUACCUGUGGGUCAUGGGUGUGGGUAUGUGAGUGGGUGGAGGGGGUACCUGUCAGAGCAAGGAGAGUUGCUAAGCGAGGGAAGGAAGUGUGUGAGUGUGUGAUGGUCAUAGAAGGAGCUUCUCAGAGCCAGGGGAUGGAUCAUAGGGUGUGCGUGUGAAGGAGUGUCUGUCACAGUGGGGGAGGAGAGAUCCUGGGGGAACACAUGUCAGAAUGGGGGUGGCGGCAUGGAGUCUGCAGGGUUGGUUCUUGGAGCAGCAGACAGGUUCUGCGAGGAUAUGUGAAGGUGGUGUCUGUUGGAGCACAUGCUGAAGGCAGCUGGUAUUUGUAAACAAGAGACCCCUCACAUUUUUCUCCCUGUGUUCCUGAAGGGGAAUGGGCUACAGCACUGUCAUAGUGUAGUGAUAGAGCACAUAGGCAUAGGCAGGAUUUUUUUGAGCGGGGGUGGACAAAACAGAGUUAUCUGCAAUGCAAAUGGUCAGUUAAGUAUUUCUAUUUAUUUACUUGAUGUAGUGGGGGACAGCUGUCCCCUGCACUCUCCCUGACUAUGCCCAUGGUAGAGCAUGUGCUUUGUUGUGAUAGAAAUUGUGAUAGCCAGGUGCAUUUUUCUACUGGCGUGGGUCCAAUUGCAACCACGUGGAUGCCAGGUUGGCAACUAAUAUCUUCAUCUGGCUGGCUUCAACAGCUUUCUUAAGUAGUAGGUCAGCAGAAGAGCUUGCUUAUUACAUUUAUAUCCCAUCCUUUUCUCCAAGGAGUACAUGGUUCACCCCUCUCCUACAGUGACCCUGUGAGGUAGGUUAAGAGGCUGUGACUGGCCCAAGGUCACCCAGUGAGCUUCAUGACUGAGUGGGGAUUUGAACCUUCAUCUCCCAGGUCUUAGUCCAACACUCUAACCACACUGGCUUCCUUGAGUCCUCCUGCUAUGGGGCAGCUAUAUAAAAUAAGUAGACUUCUGAAAGGUUUAGAAAGGAGGUACCAGGUGGGGUUGAAUCCUUGGUAUGCACUGUUGGCUCCUAUUGGGGGGUCAAUGUUGCAGUGGGGGAAGGGGGCUUCUCAGACCCAGAGAAGGGGAUACUGAGUGUUUGUGAAGGGAAGCUGCUGUCUGUGAGGAAUGGAUACUGCAGAUGGGGGCCUGUUGGAGUGGGGGUCAGAUCCUGCAAAGUUGGUCCCUGACAGAGUGUAUGCGAGGGGUGGAUCCUGGGUGUGUAAGGUGAGCAUCUGUCAGUGUGAGGGUUGAUCUUCCAGGGAGGUUCCUGUUGGGGGGAUCAUGUGGGAAGCAGAUCCUGGAGGCAGCUGAUAUUUGUAAGCUGGCUUCUAGAUAAACUCAUGUGAUAGGCGUGGGGCUUUAGCUUGGUGGUGGAGCUUGUGCUUUGCCUGCAGAGUAGUUGUUUCAUGUGUUCUCUACCCAGCUCUCAGAGUAGCUUUCAGUUAAAAAAACAAAACUCCAGCCCCUGCCCUCAGAAUUUACCAUCUAAAGACUUAGCACCAAAAAGAAAGGGAUGGGGAAGCAAACCCAAAUACCCAUUUUGUACAAGGACCUGCUGGGAUGGGAGAUAGUUGAGGGAGAGAAGAUGCACUUCACAGGAUUGGGUGGAAGGAUGAGCAGUGUUUGUUGAGCCACACUUGGCUACAGAGUUGCUAGCUCAACUUACAAAGCAAUGUUCAUCUUGAUGGAAGGUAGCGCAUUAUGAAAAGUUGGUUUAGAAUCUAAUGAAAAGUUGUGGCUUCUGAGGCGGAGGGGGAGAGACAGAUGUGUAAAUUAUUGAAGUUUGUGGCUUGGAAAUGGAUGGGUCAUAUUCUUCUUUCCAUCUUACGUUUUCUAAUGAAAAUUUAUGCUUUGGAUGUUCAGGUCCACAGCACAAUUAGACAGUUAUUUCCAGAUCAACAGGACACAAGCGACGGCAGCAUCACACAUCCUAGCAGGUCACAGUGGGAACAGCUCAGAUGAAACUGUGGUUCUAAGUGAUUCUGAGAGUAACAGCAGCAGCAGCUCCACUGAGGAGGAAGAGGAGACAGUGGGUGUCCUUGAGGAGGCACCUGGGCCAGCCAACUUGGGAGGUUUGUAUUGGUUCUUUAAAGGGGCCUAAAACUUCAGAAAUGGCUCAUGAUGCAUUGCCUACCUUUGACCACAACCAUCUAUUUGUUUACAGUCAUACCUCGGAUUGUGAACGCUACGGGUUGUGCGUUUUCGGGUUGCAGACCGCACCAAACCCGGAAGUACCAGAACGUGUUACUUCCAGGUUUCGGCACUUGCGCAUGCACAGAAGCACAAACUGACGUCAUGCGCAGAAGUGCCGAAUCACGUUAUGCGUGUGUGCACAUAUGGCGCUGCAGGUUGCGAAUGUGCCUCCCGCACGGAUCACGUUUGCAACCCGAGCUAUGACUGUAUUCAUUACCUUCUGCUUAGGGCAGCUUACUUAAAGUGUAUGACAUUUGUAUUUUCAUAACAACUCUGAGAGGUAGGCUAGGUUGGGAGAGGAUGACUUGGGCCUGACCAUACCAUUUAUUUCAUGACUGCAGAGACUUGAACCAAGGCCAGAUUUCGCCAGUGUAUCCUGCUGUCUUUGAAUAAUUGAAAGCUGUUUUCUGAUCUUUGUACAAACCUUGUUAAAUGUCAAACUGAGGUUGUGUUAUGCAAAUAGGCAUGCUUAUUAUUAUUUAAUUUAUUUCACACAUACACAAAAAGGGUUUCACAGAGGAAUUUUGAGAAGGGGUUUAUAGGGGAGAUUCAGGUACCAUAUACAUUUUAUUUGUGCAUGGUACUCCCUUUUCUGAACAGCAAGAGAAGGUUGGACGUUUUUUAAAAAGAGCAGAUAAGGAUAGUAAAAUUGCAGGAACAAAGGUGGGGCAUCUUGGGAAAUGAGGGAAGAAAGGAAGGUUGGAGCAAGCCAGUUAUGAACAUAGGUGGAAGGGGUUUGUGCUGGGAAGCCACCAUUGGAAUUUGCAGAGGGUGUCUUGCUGGAUGAGUUAUUUUACUAUUUUCUGCCAAGUUGUUUUUUUAAAAAUUGCCUCGUUAACAUAGUUUGAAGGAUUAUCUUGGUGAAAAAGCUGCUCUAUUUUAUCUUUUUUUCUUAGGCAGCAGUGGCUUUGUGUUCAGUCACUUUGAACUUCCCUUUUAAAUGCUAACAAUUUGUUACUGAGUUUUUGUUUAUGUGGUGCUAAUUACAACCUGUCCCCAUCUCUUCCUAUAUUAAUUAUUCCUUUGUUUCUCCCCUGCAGUUUCUGAUGCAACCCAAAUGGAGCCUCCUGGAGGGGAUUCUGUUGGGCCAGAGCAUCCUGAUGCUAGAGGUGCCACUGCCCUCCAGAAGAAGGUACGAAUAAUUGGGUGUGUGCUGUGGAGGAUGUGCAGCCAAUUAAGAUAAGCCAAGAUUGCAUUUGCUUGACCUUUUCCAUGUUCUCUUGUUUCAGACAACUCCAUUAAAGAGAACUCACCUAGCUGCUCCUCUGGCUCCUCUGGGUGAGGAAGAGGAGAGUGGUGAUACCUGUGCCAUCUGCUUUGAAGAGUGGACAAAUGCUGGGGAGCACCGUCUUUCUGCACUGCGGUGUGGGCAUCUCUUUGGCUAUAGCUGCAUUGAGAGGUGGCUGAAGGGACAAGUGGGCAAAUGCCCACAGGUAAAAGCUUGGAAGAGUAUUUUGUUUCUUCUGUCUGAUGCAUAACCUAAAUCUUCCUCUCUGAAACCCAUUUAUUCUUUUCCUGUCUUUGGUAAAAUUUGUGGGCAACAGUUCUCUCCAGAUUAUUUUCCUUUUUUCAAUUCUCCCUUUCUGCAUUACUUUCCAUGUCAUCUUCCUCUUUUGGCUUGCCUUCUGUAGACCUUCUUGUGUUUUUCUUUGCACUCCCUGAGUUGUGUUCCAUUUUUUGGAUGCCCUCUUCCUUGUUUUGGCACUCAAACUGAUUGCAGGAUUUCAAACAGCACUUUAGCCAGCGUUGAGCACAGCAGGACUCCUCAAAUCUGGGCUCUAGGAGUUGCAGCAAGUUGUCCUUCCCUUUGGUCAAACUCUUCCUGUGAGGAGAGUAUUUUUAUCAGCAUUUGCCAACUUGGUGCCCUCCAUAUGUUUUGGACUACAAAUCCCCUACCAGUGCCGGCUAGCACAGAUGUGCUGGUUAAGUCUGAAUGAAGUCAUGUAAUCCAAAAUUUCUGGAGGACACCAAGUUGGCAGCAGCUGCUGUACAUCAUAUUUGGUGACAGAGCAGUGGUAGAACUUCCACCUGAGACAAUGGGAUUUUUGAGGGGUGGUAGUAAGGUGCUGUUUACCUUUUUAAGUUGUUGUCUUUGCUUUAUUGGCUAAGUUCAGGGAUUUUGCCUGGGAUCAGUCAGGUCAACAAGACUACCUGUUGGCACAAGGAAACUUUGAGAGGAGAUGCUUGGGCAUGAUGUUGAGCAGGUCACUUUUGCAUGUUUGGGGGAGUCCCACUGAUAGUUCUGGAGAACUACUUGAGAUAAGGCGAGUCUCAGCAAGCCAACACUGUGUACAUUCACCCCUGCUUUUGCAAAGAGAUCUAUUUGAAAAGCAGUAUCACCACUUGGCUUGUGUAGCAGUCAUGAGAAAUUAAUAGCAGCACAGUAUAUUUCCUUUGUAACCAAUAAAUUGGCUUAUGUUCACAUUUUUUCAUUUUUUAGUGUAAUAAGAAAGCCAAGCGCUCGGAUAUAGUAGUCCUUUAUGCUCGUACCCUGAAAGCGCUGGACACCAGUGAACAGGAACACAUGAAAAGGUAUAUACUCACAACUUUCCUCCUAUAAGUUUGAGGGUAGCAGUACCUGGCAUAAACACCUGUCUUGGCAAACUAUCACUAUGCCUCAGCUGAGUCAGAUGAGCGUCUGUGUGAUUGCAGAAGAUACUUGUGUCCUAACACCAGGCUUUAGUUCAAGGGCUUGCUUUGUUAGACUUUUAUUAGGUAGGUAUGAUAGGUAGUGUUUGGAUGUCCCUGUGAAGAUAUAUGCCUGCUUCUGUAACUUUUUUUUUUUUACUAGUAUAUAUAUUUAAGAUAAAAUGAGAUGCAUUUUCUAUUGAAUCUCUCAUGGUUAUUCUGAAAUUGAAGUAUUACUAUUUAAAUGUCUCUGUCUAAAUUCAAGAGACUGUUAUUAUGUCUCUAAAAGUUUUUGGGCAGGCAGGAAAAUGGAAUAGAAAAUUAAUUCUACUCAUCAGUGAGAGAGAGAUGGGUUGGCUCAUGAGCUUCCUUAAUUACAUUUGUUGUACUUUUCUCCUGCAGCUCUUUAGAGAAGGAGCAAAUGCUACGAAGGAAGGCAGAGCUGGAAUCCGCACAGAGCCGCCUCCAACUGCAGGUCUUGACAGAUGAAUGCAGUAAACUUCGGCAGCAAGUUCAGGUAGGUUUAGCUGUAUCCUGUUCAUGCAGAACCUUCUAAAUCCCCUUCCCAUGUACAAGAAAAUGAAAUGCGCUAUCUUCAUGGCCUUUUCUCUCACUCUCUGCUAAUGAUGGACAGGAUAAUAGGACACCCCAAUUCACUGACGCCAACUCUAGGGGGCCCUGGUUGGCAUGGCACCCACACUGUGGGGCUCCAAUGCAACCUCUGAGGCGACGUCUGAGGCCCUGCCAGGCUUCCAAACGUGAUUUCUGGUAGAAACGUUCCGCUGAUGUAACAUGACGUCAUGGUGUAACGUUACGUCGUGGGUGCCAUUGGGCACCCAAAAUCUGGGGCCCAGGUCAUCACCCUGGCCCAGUUUCAUUCCUUGAUUUGAGUUUGUAUGUCAAAGCUUGUGAUUUGGGGAAAGGAGUCACAAAAACAUUCCAAAUCAAAACUCUAAUCUGGUAAAUUUUAUAUACCCUCAGUGAAUUUGUAUAACUCAGAAAACUUCCAGAGCAGUAUUCCAGAGCACAGAAAAAUCUGAAUGGGGACCCACACAAGACAUCCCCUGACAUACCCCCAGAGACAACCUCUCAGAACAGUUCUGAGACAGCGCUCUUCUUUGUCCCAGCCUGCAUCCUCCAGACACUCAUCACAUCAAUACAUGGAGAGGAAAUAGACACAGGAAGGAAUAGAAAUUGGAUCUGGCAGGGAAUAGUGAAAAAACUAAGGCAAGCUCAGCUAAGGAACCACCUUGCAGAAUGAAAAGUGGCAAGUUGAAGGGUAGGAUAUCCCAGCUAUAUUUUAGCUGGAGGAUGAGAUGGUUGGGCAUUAGAAGGGCUCUACAAGCAAAAAAUAGUCAAGUUGUAUAGAAAAGCAGUAAAGAAACAACAACCCAGAACAAGUUGUUCCUGACUUUUACUACUGUUCUGCCUGUGGAAACAUCCAGUGCUCUCAGCUCCACACAUGCUUUCUUUGCCUCAUUUUUCCUGCUUUCCAUUCUACAGGAAUUAAAGGCCCUGAUGGCUCGCCACAACACCCUUUCCUCUCAGCAGCCCAGCAACUCUCGCUCAUGCUUUCCAGGCUGCCUCUCCUCCAGCCAGGGCCAGCACAAGUACCACUUUGAGAGGGCCACCCUAGUGUCUCAGGUGGGCAACUGCCGGGUUAUGGCAUACUGCGACCCACUGAGCUGCCUUGUAGUGUCACAGCCAUCUCCACAAAGCACCCUCAUUCCUGGUGAGUUGCCUGCUGAAGCAAGUCCCUAAGUUUUAUGAUGGAAAUGGUUUUUUCACUGCCUUGGUCAAUCAAGAGGACAGAUAUUGCAGCAUUUGGACUCUAGCAGGGUGGGCUUUCUGCUGAUCAGUUUGCUUUGUGUCUCAGGCUGUGGAAUUAAGAUGAUGAGUGCUGUCAACUCAAAGAGCAGCCAAUAUGUCCCCAUCCACAGCAAGCAGAUCCGGGGCUUGGCUUUCAGCAACCGUGCAGAUGGCUUGCUCUUAUCUGCUGCUUUAGACCAUACCCUCAAGCUUACCAGGUGAGUAGUGAUGAUUAUGAUGCCUGCUUCCUUUCUCUGUGGUCCAGGAGAUUGUGUAAGGAUCUUAUUCUGGAAGUAUUUCCAGGCACCUGCAGAGCAGCUUUGUCUGAACUGUGCUGUUCUGCCCACAACUGGGUAUCUGCUGGAUAGUGUGGGCCAUGUACAGAAGUGCUAAGGUCCUCAAUGGGAGACCGCUUUGAUAUGUAAAGCUACGCUAACUUUCCCUCAGCUUGACUACAAACACCGUUGUGCAGACAUACAAUACUGGUCGACCUGUCUGGAGCUGCAGCUGGUGCCUGGAUGACACCAACUAUGUCUAUGCUGGCUUGGUCAACGGCUCUGUCUUGGUGUAUGACCUGCGGGACACAAGCUCUCAUGUCCAGGAGCUUGCUCCACAGAAGUCCAGGUAUCGCUUUCCUGCUUUAUACAGCUAGCUUGUCCUUUGAGCAUAUGAAUUAAGAUUGUAGAGGACUUUGAAGCAGAUGAAGGAUGAUCAGUGCUUGUAGAACUUUAAAAUUUGCACUCCAUGUGUUAUUGGUAUAUCUUUCCUGGCACAGAAUAUGCAGAACACUAACUUUUACUCUGGUUGCUGGUUACCUCCCCACUGUAACCCAGAAUGAAGACCUUUGAGCUUGGGAUAGUGGCCUAAUGGCAGAGGUUUAGCCUGAUAAACUUGUCUGGGAUCCAUUUCCAGUCCUUAAUGCAUUGCACUAAGACUUCUCAGAAUGUGUAUUUUUCAAUCAGUUCUGUGGAUGAGGAAUAGGAAUGAACAUUGGGUGAGGUAAGCCCUGGAGAGAUUGUCAUACUUGCAAUGUUGCCUGCAGUGAUUGACUUCUACCUUGUUCUUUUCUGGCGUUGUGAACAGUCAUGGUGAUAUGGAGCUCAAUUUGUUUCUUACUCAGAAGUCAAUUGUGCAGUGUUCAGUGGUGCUUGCUCAGAGGUAAAUAUUAAUAGGAUUUCUCAGUCAUAGCACCAGUUCUUUUGGCCAAUGGUAUGUAGAAGUGAGAGUGAUUCUCCACUUCUCUUUGAAAUCCUUCCUUACUCAUGCUCGUUCAGACUCACAACAGCAAAUGAGUAGGGAAAGUGGAAUGGUUUGACAUUGUUGGUUAUUGCUCUUUCCUCUGUCCCUCAUAGGUGCCCUGUGGUUUCCUUAUCGUAUCUUCCCCGAAUGGCCUCUGCCUCACUGCCCUAUGGUGGACUGGUAUCUGGGACACUGGAGGGAGCCUGCUUUUGGGAACAGAAGGCCAGUGGCUCUUACCGGCCUCACCAUCUCCUCCUGGAGCCUGGAGGUUGCAUUGACCUUCAGACAGAGGCCAGCACACGGCACUGCCUUGCAACAUUCAGACCCAGUAAGUUGUGAUGUGUAGACAUCAGGGCAGGGCUAUUUUUAUGCAGUGUUGGGAUUCCUUUCACCCUAAAUGUGGACACAGUUACAACUGUGUGGACAGAAACCACUUACCAUGUUUGUUGUUGGCGUCUCUCUUGCACACACAUUAAAAGAGAAGAGGAUACCUCUGGCCUGCAUCUAAAAUGCUGCACCAGUUAUUCUGUACCCCAGUCUUCCCAAAUCUUUUCAAGAUGAUGGGGCAGAGAGGGUGCAGUCUCCCAUCCCCAAAUACAAUAUGGAUCUUUUACCGGGGGCAUUAUUUCCACCCCGGUGAAGGGUAAGUGCCAACUACUUCAGGAGUCUAUCCCUCCCUAGAACUUUGCAGCUCCCAAGAGGGACCUGCUGUGCAGUAUGAGCACUCCUGCUUCCGUAGGAUGACAUGCAAGGAAGGGAUUGCAAGUGAGUAGUAUCCUAAGGAAAUGGGGUAGUUGCCAUGAGCGGUGAGUGAAGCGGUCAGGCAAUGGCCUCUGGGCUGCACUUAAACCAGAGUACAGUGUUUUGUCUUGAUACCUUCCUAUGAUACCUUGAUACCUGUCCCCUGGAAAGCUCUUCACUUUCAUCCCACAGAUAGAAACAACAACUGUUUACGGUGUGUGGUCAUGGAGCUGACCUCUACUCAGCUGACUGAUGGGACAGAGGAUGUGAUCUGUUCAUGUCGUCCAGUUCAAACUCUUACUGCGGGUCCAUCGUGCAAACUAUUGACCAAAAAUGCCAUCUUCCAGAGUCCUGAAGAUGAUGGCAGUAUUCUUGUGUGUGCUGGGGAUGAAGCAUCAAACUCUGCCAUGGUACCAUUUUUUGUUCUUUGUUGUAGGAGUAGGACGUUGUGUCCGGCUCUGUGUUAAUAGUCUAAAAUGCUGGAAGCUUAAUGCCGGGUCACUCAUUGAGAAAAGACUCAGGCCCUUGUUCUAGUGAAAAUUCUGUUUUGAGACACUGGUAUAGCCUGUAUCUGCCUCUUUGGAGCAUUUCCUCAUGGCAAUCACAGUGCCACUUUCCAUCAUAUGGACAUGGGGGCUCUCUUGUCCUCCCUCUUCUCACUUUCCUUGAGGCUUGACUCUGGGUAUGGACAUGCAUGUUUUCUGUGCCAGGGCUGCAACCACUCCUCCUUGUACACAGGGAGCGCCAAAGAGGGAUGUCUUCAGCAUUACACCAUUUGCUCACUCUGAAUCCACCCAAAAUGUGUGGUGAUGUUAGGCUGCUUGCCAAUGUACAGGAAAGUAACAGUUCAAUACUUUUGUAACUUGUCUCCUUGCUACAUCCCAACUAGUAACAGCUAGAGCUGUAUUUUUAUGCAACAGGAUUCCUGAUAAGCUGUGACUCUUAUUUGUUUAUCCUGCAGCUCUGGGAUGCAGGGAGUGGCUCCCUGCUGCAGAAACUCCCUGCUGACCUUCCUGUGUUAGAUGUCUGCCCUUAUGAGGUGAACCGCAACAGCUUCUUGGCUACCUUGACAGAAAAGAUGGUGAAGAUCUACAAGUGGCAAUGACUGUCUGCUGCAUGCUGCCCCAAUGAGCUACUCUCUGAACUAAGCCAAUUUCCCACAAGCCAGCUCUGCUGCUAACUGGAUUCUAGCUGCCUUGAGUGCACCCUGCCAACAUUGCUGCACAAGCAAAAUCUUGCUCCUUAGAACAGCUCUCUCCCAUGCCCAGCCCACACAUUUGUUCCUUUUUAAAUUUAUGGAUUUUUGUUUCCACCUCAUCUUAAAGGAAACCACUUUUACCUUAUUGUGGACCCUGUGCUUUUCUGGCUUUACUGCCUAGGCAGAUUAUGGGGCCCUUCUGAGAAAAAAAAUUGGCUGCCAGUUUAUAUUUCCUGGAAAUUUACCAUUGACCUUGGAUGAAGAUCAUGAUCUCUGCUCUUCUUUUGAUUUUGGAGGCUUGUGGCAUGGGCAAUACUCCUUUGGCAGAAGACUGCUUAAAUUUCUGUUUCAGCCCAUCUAAUAAAGAAGAUGGGACCUUGUCUGAAGUGAGCUGUUCAAGUUAUAUCUCUGGACCAUGAUUGGGCUUGGUAAAAGGUGGUGGUGAAGCCUGGUGGGAAUUGGCUGCUAAAAGACAUUGUGAAUAAGAAAAUAUAAUUGUGGCCUGAUGAUGAAUGGGCAACUUCAGGUAUAAAUAUGUUCCUGUAAGACUUCCUAUAGACCUCCAUUGAGAACUGGGCAGAGAGUGCUGUGCCUGACAGAUCAUUGGGAGUUGAAACAUGAAGCAAUUUCAGAACUCUACCAACUCUAUUGACAGAAAAAAACCAUUUGCUGGGACUGUUGGUGAUUCAUCUUCUGCUAUAAAUUAAAAUAGGAUCAAAUAUUUCAUGUAUGUGUUCUUGCCCAAGGCUAACAAUCAAGAGAGUGAUGCAAAUUGCAAGACCAAUAUUAGGGUUGUUUUUUUUUUUUUACUUUACCUGAAGCCAGUAGAAAUCACACCAUUGUGUGCUACCUGAAGUGAUGGGUUACUAUACAGAAUUACAGAACAACAUUUCUAAAGUUUAACUGUAUGACCCAUCUGUCUAAAAAUGUACAUGUUUCCAUUGAACUGUGCUUUGUGUGUGUGAGAUACUACUUUUAUAUGCAACAGGAAGAAUAAAGAAUGUUUAAUAUAUACAAGAGGAAGAA